AUGGACAGUAAUGAAACAUCCAGGGAGAAAGAUGAGAAUGAUUUUAUAAUUAGUUAUCCAUCGACACCAGUAGGUGGUGGUUUGCAUCAUACGCACAGCAUUGAUGAUAGCUUACUCUCCCGUCGAACUCUUUCGAGGAAUCAGAGUAGCAGAAGAUGCAAGACCCCUACGCCAAGGUCCUUCUCCAGAAGUGUGAGCCGGAGCACCACCUCAUCAUCGGCAAUUACAAGUCGUAGGAACCCAUCCGAGACCGAUAUCCUUGCCUCUAUAACAAGAAAUCUGAGUCGGGAGGCUGAACUUGCUGCCUCUAUAUCAAGGAAUAUAAGUAGGAACAUGAGUAGCAAUGCAAGCUGCAGUUUGAACAGGACUAAGAGCCAGAAUAAUGGGAGCAGGCGAAACCCGUCUGAGUCUGAUUUACCCUCUCCAUCACCUUUAUCUCCACCGCGCAGCUCCCCACCGGCCUCACCUUCACCUGCCGCCUCUCCAUCUACCGCUCGAUCACCUCGUACCAGUAAAACAUCUGAAACGGACCGUACACCACUCACAAGAACCCCGAGCAGGAGGAGCACCACCCCCAUUGUGUUCUCUCAGACAACGGCGAGAAGGAAACCUCCCCCGGUUGAGAAGAAGCUUGAAUUCACACUCGAAGAGUUGUGUCAUGGAUGCGUAAAGAAGAUCAAGGUUACUAAAGAUGUCAUCAACCAUGCAGGGAUUAUUGUGAAAGAAGAGGAAAUGCUGAAAAUAAAUGUGCAGCCAGGUUGGAGGAAAGGAACCAAGAUUACUUUCGAAGGGAAAGGGGAUGAGAAACCAGGGUACCUUCCAGCUGAUAUCAUCUUCUUGAUAGAUGAAAAGAGGCAUCAUUUGUUCAAAAGAGCAGGCCGGGACGAUUUGGAAAUCGCUGUUGAGAUUCCGCUGGCUGAUGCAUUGGGAGGCUGCUCGUUUCCAGCUCCCUUGCUAGGAGGUCAAAAAAUGAAUCUGUCAUUCGACCACAUCAUACAUCAUGGUUAUGAAAAGGUCAUUGAAGGACAAGGGAUGCCAAGGCUUAAAGAACCAAAAAAGAGAGGUGACCUCCGCAUUACUUGUCUCGUUAAAUUUCCCAAAAAAUUGAGCAACGAGCAACGAGCAGAAGCUGUUAGAAUUUUACAAGAUUGUUCUUAUCAGUAA
This is a messenger RNA of Fragaria vesca subsp. vesca, 1164 nucleotides long. RefSeq lists its product as uncharacterized. Gene Ontology annotation, molecular function: protein-folding chaperone binding. The record is from RefSeq and is a predicted model, not a curated record. The transcript is spliced from 3 exons. Gene Ontology annotation, cellular component: cytosol. Lineage: Eukaryota; Viridiplantae; Streptophyta; Magnoliopsida; Rosales; Rosaceae. Bases 1 to 1164 code for a protein of 387 amino acids.